ACACAACAGUGACGUCAAAUUACACUUUUUUUUUCUUUUUAGCCUACUUUGAUAUUUAUUUUCUUUAUUUUUGUCGGAAUCAUAUGUAAUGAAUUUAUCUACCUAAUUAGUAUAAAGGUUUUUUCAAAUGUUUGGCAUAACCAGAUUUCAUUAAAAGCUCACGACCUUCAAGAUUGACCUCUAAACAAUAGCUCGUCAAUAGAAAAUUGUACGCAUGCGUAAAUUUAUGUCAAAUCGUGUUUGGCGCGCUGAUAAGCCGUGCUGUUGAUCACUUGAUCACUAUGAAACUAUUUUUUUUAGUCGCGCGGCAGAUAUCAUACAUUUCUCACGUUCCCUAUAAUAUUUUGCUGUUACGUUUCUAACUACGAAGAUGUCGAGUGACAAAACGGAUUACUAUAGAAAAAUGGCACGACAAAAUGGUAUUGUGCAACCUCUACUAACUGAUCUUUACCAAAUAACUAUGGCUUAUGCAUACUGGAAAUCUGGGAAAGUAAAUGAUGUGGCUGUUUUUGAUUUAUUCUUUCGAAACAACCCCUUCCAGGGGGAAUUCACAAUUUUUGCAGGACUUGAGGAAUGUCUAAAAUUUUUACAAAAUUUCCAUUACUCCGACAGUGAUAUAGAGUACUUGACCCAAACUUUGCCUGAUAACAUAGAACCUGAGUUUUUUGCUUAUUUAAAAGAUUUGACUUGCAAGGACAUAAAGCUUAGCGCCAUAGAGGAGGGAUCAGUUGUUUUCCCCAGAGUUCCACUUCUACGGAUAGAAGGCCCCCUUAUUAUAACACAACUCUUGGAAACCACUUUAUUGACACUUGUUAAUUUUGCUAGUCUGAUGGCUACAAAUGCUGCUAGAUAUCGUAUGGUCGCUGGGAAACAUGUAUCAUUACUAGAAUUUGGACUGCGGAGAGCCCAAGGACCUGACGGGGGACUCUCUGCUUCGAAAUACGCUUAUAUCGGUGGUUUCGAUGGGACAAGCAAUGUGCUCGCUGGCAAAAUGUUCAAUAUACCAGUAAAGGGCACGCACGCACACUCGUUCGUGACGUCGUUCAGCACGCUGGCGGACGUGUCCGCGGUGUCGCUGGCGCACGCACACACCCACGAGAAACGUGACCUGCUGGCGCUGGCCUCCGACUGGCGCCACAAAGUGUCCGCGGUCAUUGACAUAUCCCCCGAGGAAGCCAGUGACGGAGAACUCGCCGCCCUCAUAUCAUAUGCCAUAGCUUUCCCGUCAGGUUUCUUGGCUCUAGUGGAUACGUACGAUGUCAAGAGGUAUCAUUUUCAAGGCUUACCCACACGACACAGCGAGCAUAUGAAUGGGCAUUCUGGCUACAAUAGCAACUGUGGAACCAAUGGUCCUAGAAUACAAAAAUCACCGGUACAUAGUACAUAUGGAUUUAGCACGGUCGAACGCACACUGAGGAGUGGGCUUCUGAAUUUCUGUGCCGUUGCGCUUGCGCUCAAUGAUUGCGGGUACCGGGCGGUGGGCAUCCGGAUCGACAGCGGAGACCUAGCGUACUUAUCAGUACUCGCGAGGGAGACAUUUGAACAAAUUGCCGAGGCCUUUAACCUGCCCUGGUUCGCCAAAUUAACGAUCGUGGCCUCUAAUGACAUCAACGAGGAGACCAUUCUUAGUCUCAAUGAACAAGGGCAUAAGAUCGACAGUUUUGGUAUCGGGACACAUUUAGUAACGUGUCAACGGCAACCUGCCUUAGGCUGCGUCUACAAAUUGGUGGAAAUAAAUGGCCAGCCACGAAUCAAACUGAGCCAAGAUGUCGGAAAAGUCACUAUUCCCGGUCACAAAGAGGCGUACAGACUUUUCGGAGCCGAUGGACAUGCUUUAAUAGAUUUGUUACAACGAUCGUCCGAGGCGCCGCCAGAAGUAGGACAAAAGGUGCUUUGUAGGCAUCCCUUCCAGGAAUCCAAGAGAGCGUACGUCAUACCCAGCAAAGUGGAACAUUUGUACAAGGUUUACUGGAAUGAUGGCCGCAUUUGUGUAUACCCAAAGCCAUUGCUUGAAGUAAGAGAAAGAGUGCAAUCGUCGUUGCGUACUCUACGACAAGAUAUCAAGAGGAAUUUGAAUCCCACGCCUUACAAGGUGGCGGUGAGUGACGAUUUGUACAACUUCAUUCACGACUUGUGGCUACAAAAUGCGCCAAUUGGGGAGCUCUCGUGAAAUUUGUAAGCUUUAUAAUCACAUGUAACGACUCGUCAGGAAUGGAGCUUAUUUUUUAUUAGGGUUUGUAAUUAGUAGUUGAAAAGAACAAAAGUUACAUUUUGUGUUUUUCGAAAGUUUCAAAUCUACAUGUAAAAUAUACCUGAAUUUCGAUAGAAGCAUUUUGUGGUUCGACCAAAAUUAAAUAUCUAUGGAUCCCUUUCAUUAUGAACAUGUUGCGUCACUUUUGUAUAUAUGUUACAAACAAAUAUCAAUUUUGUAUUCUUACAUAUAAAACUCAAAAUUAUUAAUCGAAGGAGAAAUAAAAAAAAACUUGUAUAUAACAUAUUAGUUAAAUACGCAAGUUUCAUUCUGAAUGUAAUAUUCAGUAUUUUACAUGUCGUGUUGAAAGCUUUAAUACGAGUAUCGAACAAUAAAUGGGACUAGUUCUCGUUUUCUAAGGCGUAUGUCAGACAGAAGGAAUCUUUAUCAGUGUUAUUCUAGUGUAAUAAAUUAAUUUUGUGCUGGCUUUAUCUGAUUGGCACUUGGUCCAAAUUCUAAACAAGAAUAGAGUUCCGUGCUAAAUCUCCGUCAUUUUCCAUAGUCAUACUAAAUCUAACAGCCAUACAAAUAUUAUACAUGCAAAAUUUCAAUCUGUAUGGCACACUUUCACGGCUAAACCGCUGGACCCAUAUGAAUGAAAUUUGUAAGAGAUAAAGCCCACGGUCAAACAUACUAUAGUGCAGGCUGUCGUCAUACAAUACUUAUUUCCAUAUGUCUUAUAGCACUUAAAAAUACUUAAUUAUAGAACGGCAAUGUUAGAUUAUUUUAAAGCAGAUUUUAAACCCUAUUUAUUUUAUAGUUUAAUAUGAGGUUUUACUAUUGUUUAAGUAAUAAUUAAUUAAGAUGUAGUUAAUAGUAGUACUAAUACCUGCUCACAAAUAUUGCUUAAAAGCACUGAAUAGAUUAUGCGUGUGUACGUGGAAAAAAUACCACUAGAGCAAAAAGUCCCACAUUUCAUGUGAAUUUUAAAUAAUAUUGGAGUAUGUACGAAUAAUGUCAGUUUAUUGUGCUAGUCAUGUUAAACAAUGUUUUAGAUGGAUAGUUUAUUUUGUUCCAUGAAUAAAUAGCAUUCCUUAUUCUACUUCAAAUGAAAAGAGAGUGACCAAAGGAGCAAAGUGAGUUGUAGAAGCUUGAGUAUGGUAGUAUUGGUAGUUAUUAUAGUGGGUGCCUUCAUAACUCACUAUUAUGAAACCCUCGUCUAGCCUUAUUUUUACCAUAGGUGUAAGUAUAAGUGAAUAAUUAGUUUCUCACAGAAUUUUCUGAGAGACAUAUACAAUCCUAACAAAAGAGAGAUACUUGGAACGCAUUGUACAAAUUUGUAUUUAUAUUUUUACAUUUAAGUAGCGCAUUUAGCUUGGCCAUUAUGGAUAAGAUGUUUACGUUGUCAACAUAGGAGGAUUUUAUACCACAUAAAUAUAUUUUUACAUUUUUUUUAUUUCUUUGCAUUAUGAAUGUAUUUUAUAUGUAUUUAUGUGAGGUAAAUUGUUGAAAAGAUUUUUUAAAUUAUUGUUGUUGUGAAAAAUAUUUCGUAAUUCUAUGUACAAGAGGAAAUGGCGUGCUAUAAUGAAAUCAGCUAUAGUGGAAAAGGUUUGGGAAAAAUUCAUAGAAAUUUAUAGAUAUAUGUGAUAUAUGUUAGCAUCUUGCGAUUUGACUCUUAGCGUUAAGUAUUUUGAAAUGUACAUGCUCGAGUUAUUAAUUAUUACUUAACCUUUGUUUUAAUAAAGCAUAUAAACCUAUAAAAUGUUCGUGCAGUAAGAUAUGAAUAUCCAGUAAAUAAAGUAGCUCCUAUUAAAAAAAGUUAAGGCCUACUUUAAGUUAAAAUAUAUUUUGUCUUGUUCCCUCAUUGUCAAAUAUUGAUCAAGUUCGAUAGUGACAAAACAUAUUAACAUAAAGUAGUAAAGUUUUAACUUUUCUAUGAUUUAGUGGAUAAGCUUCUUAUUAGAUAAGCUAUCCAAAAAACAAAAUACAAAGUUACUAUUAAAAAAGCGUCCAGUACAUAAAGUGCAUAAUCGUAAAACAUCAAAUUGGUAUAAAUUGUGAAAUCAAAAAUAAUUUAUUGCCAAAUUGGUAAAAGAGAUGUGUAAUUAUUGUACGCAGUGAUAUCCGCAGAGGAUUUGUGUUUAAUAUUUUAAUUACAUAAUUCCGUGCGUAAAUUAAUCUCAUUCCGUAACAGCUGAUUUUUUUCUAAUACAUUGUACUUACUUUGAUACACCAUUAUUUUUAGGAGUUUGUGUCACAAUUACUGUGGUAUAAUGUUAUCUCUGGCCUACAUGUAUAUAUAUUUUUGAAUGUGCCUUUAAACAAACAUAAUAAAUAGCAGCAGUUUAUUAUUGUAAAAUUAAUUAGCGCAUGUUUCUCCUAGACUAUCAUGUGUCGUAUAGAAAUAUUAAUAUAUAAAGAACUAUUUUGAGAA
Plodia interpunctella (Indianmeal moth) is the source of this 4625-nucleotide messenger RNA. RefSeq names its product Nicotinate phosphoribosyltransferase (gene Naprt). The transcript is spliced from 11 exons. Gene Ontology annotation, biological process: NAD+ biosynthetic process via the salvage pathway. The record is from RefSeq and is a predicted model, not a curated record. Bases 371 to 2170 code for a protein of 599 amino acids. Gene Ontology annotation, molecular function: nicotinate phosphoribosyltransferase activity. NCBI's taxonomy places the organism in Eukaryota, Metazoa, Arthropoda, Insecta, Lepidoptera, Pyralidae. Gene Ontology annotation, cellular component: cytosol.